AUUUCAAUGUUUUUCCUGAACGGGUGCAGGUGAAUAUUUCGCCCAUGUUGUACUACAUUAAGUAAAAACUAUACUCGCAACGAUGGAGAUCGUUGAAAAUAAGGGACCUGGAAUUACAGCUCCCAAACCGACGGACAUAUCCAUUGAUGAAGCUCUGGCGAUGGCAAAAUUCGGAAUAUGCAAUGUAGUUCUAAUGUUGGUUUCUGGAACCAUCCUGGCUGCAUAUCUGCUGGAAAUAUUCGGAAUUGGCUAUAUUAUUUCGUUUAUCGGACAUGAUAUGAAAAUUACCACCAAGGAAAAAGGAAUACUAAGUGCAAUAGGAUUUGCUGGAGUUAUCGUUAGUUCUCAUAUGUGGGGAUUCUUGGCCGACACCUACGGUCGGCGAAAAAUCAUGAUCCCAACAUUGUUUAUUACCUUCACUAUUAGUCUUAUUUCCAGCUUUUUAGCCAAUUUUUGGGUCAUUGUAUUCAUGCGAUUCAUGGUUGGAGUUUUCAUUGCAGGACCAUCGUCUGCCAGCUAUGCUUAUCUGAACGAGUUUCAUGAUCGCAAAAAUGGAUUCCGAGCGAUUAUGGGAGCGUCCAUAGUAUUUGCAGCGGGCAGUAUUAUACUUCCUGGAUUGGCCUACAUCGUAAUAAGUCAAGAGUGGGAGCUACCAAUCCCCCUUCUGGGUAUGGUUUACAGGCCAUAUCGAAUGUAUUUUAUUGUUUGCAGUCUACCAGGACUGGUAUGUGCAUUAAUACUACUGAAAUUGCCGGAGAGUCCAAAAUUUUCCUUUAGUCAAGGUGAAUCCAAUCGUGCAAUUGAAGCUAUUCAUUGGAUGCACAGAAUUAAUACUUUCGGUAAGAAAACAGUUCCACUUCGUUUCGAUUCUCUUCGGGAGAGCCAAGAAGACCAAAUGGAACGUGAGAGAAGGAUUUUAUUGAAGAACACCAGGGGCUUCCUAGCCUUUAUCAGAAUGGUGUGGAACCAGACAGUCCCACUUUUCAUGAGCCCACAUCUUCGGAAGACGACAGUUAUCUGCAUUCUUCAGUUCGUGUCGUACAUGGUGUCACAAGGAAUGUUCAUGUUUUUCCCAGAGAUCGUCAACCAGAUGGUAGCCGUGGAUGAAACCGGAAUCCGAAAAGCAACCAUGUGUCAACUCUUGAAACAUUAUGGAACCUUGGCGAUGGCUGCAGAGGAGAGUAAUGAAGCCAUACAAACGAUGAAACCGAGCGGGUUACGACUUUCGAUAGCUUUGGGAUCAAUCUAUGCUGUGGGAUUUGCGGUCAUCGCAACGACCAUUAACUUCUUCGGGAGAUUACCGCUGUUGGUGUUUGUUUUUGUGACCUGUGGUAUGGCAGGCCAGCUUUUGUUCUUUGUCGACUCGUCGGCAGUGGUCAUGUGCAUUUACACGGUGUUUCUGUGCAGUGGAUACACGGCAAUCAUGAUGAGUGCGAUUAUAACGGAUCUAUACCCGACGAACCUAAGAACAAUGGCUGUUUGCAUAUCGCUGAUGAUCGGUCGAUUGGGAAGUGCGUUUGGAUCAAAUCUCCUAGGCAUCUUGUUGGAAAAGCACUGUGAAUUGACAUUUGGUGUAGCUUCAUUACUGUUGAUCGCCUGCGGAAUUAUAUCGUUUUUCGUUCCGAGUAUUGAUCAACGAGACCAAUCAAAAAUACCAACGGAAGUGCAAUCACCAAACAUCACAGAAUAAAGCACCUAAUCACUAA
Molecule: messenger RNA, 1706 nt
Organism: Armigeres subalbatus
Lineage: Eukaryota; Metazoa; Arthropoda; Insecta; Diptera; Culicidae
Product: synaptic vesicle glycoprotein 2B-like
Exons: 5
Coding region: 83-1690 (535 amino acids)
Biological process (GO): transmembrane transport
Cellular component (GO): membrane
Molecular function (GO): transmembrane transporter activity
Source: RefSeq, a predicted model, not a curated record